Rotaria socialis is the source of this 912-nucleotide messenger RNA. NCBI's taxonomy places the organism in Eukaryota, Metazoa, Rotifera, Eurotatoria, Philodinida, Philodinidae. The record is from the annotation of a GenBank genome assembly.
AUGAACACGUAUUGCACUGUUUUCUAUUGGACACCCAGUGCUCUUAGCGGACUAGAACCUGUUAUAGUCAUGUGUAUAAUAGCUACUAUCAUGCAUGGUUUUUUGUGGAUUCAAGUUUUAUCAUUUUCAUCAUUACGAAAACAAAAUUUGAUUUGGCUUUAUGCGUAUUUAUUUUCUAAUACUCUUCUUCUGGUACGUUUCUAUAUUCUGUAUGGUAUGCGUCGUGGAGAAGUGUGCUUGUUUUCAACACUUGAAAACAUCAUUUGCUAUUUUGAAGCAUCAUCAAAGGGUUAUAUCAACACUAUUCAAAAUUACUUUUUAUUGGCCUUUAGCAUUUCUCGGUAUUUACGUAUUGUUUUUAAUCGAAAUACUUAUAAAGGAAAAAUUCACUUAAUUAUAUUACUACAUUUUCUUAUUUGUACAAUAGUCGGGCUUAAAAUAGUUGUUCAAUUUCGUGUUGGUUGGACACAAAUAUGGCGUGCACCUGGAAGAUCGUGCGAUAUGUUAUUUGAAUCAGCAAUAAUUCAAAUUUUAAACUUAUUUUUAAUGUAUAUUAUUCCUGUGGCUUUGAAUAUAAUUGUUCUUGCUCUUGCAAUAAUUCAUGUCAGUUCAACACAAGGGAUUAGAAGCGAACAAAUUAUUCACAUUCGUCAAAGGCGACAACGAAAACUUAUAUUGCAAACAAUAGCUUUUUAUUCUGUUUGGCUUAUUUUAUGGAGUCCAGAUAUUCUUACUUUCCAAUUUACUGAUGGCACUAGUGGAAUGGCUAUAUAUAUUAGUUUACUGUGUUAUAUUGAAAUUGCGCUAGAUCCGCUGAUUAUUGCAAUAAUUGAUCUUCGUUUUUUGCAAGUAUGGCGUAAAAUAUGGAACACGAUACACCGACAAGAACGAAGAGUUGGCACUAUUUCAUGA